CAGCCGCCCCAACAAGCGAUGUCGCUGUGGCCAAAGUCGCUUCGUAGACCGCCGCCGUCGACGCUCCCGGUGUUCCUAGGCGGUGCGGCAGCAGGUGUCGCCACCUUUGUCUUUGUGCAGCCCCUCGUUCUGCCUGCUCUUCUCGGCGGCGCUGCGUGGUGGGCAGUCUCGCUCCGGAGACAGGAGCGGAAAGGCUUCUACCGGAACAACGCCGCGAUCGCAUAGUCGUGUGUCGAGCAUAUAGCAUGUGCAUGUGCACAGCGCUGCGGUCAUGGUGUGUGAGCAUGCGUGAGUGAGGUUCGGGUUGAUGGAGUUCCCCGUGUGCGUGGCGUGCGACACACAUGGCGACACACGCGGGGACGCGUGCGGCUGUGCAAUUUGGCAUGGUCUUUGACACUUGUGUGUACUGUCGAUGUGUACUGCACCAUCAUCGAUCAUGCCACCAACCUCCAACCACCAACGCAGUCCGUGUCGCGUUUCAGAUGUUCUUUAAGUGUUGUUACGUUUGGUACCCAAACACUGUCACGCUUGA
Messenger RNA from Emiliania huxleyi CCMP1516, 532 nucleotides. RefSeq lists its product as hypothetical. The transcript has 2 exons. The record is from RefSeq and is a predicted model, not a curated record. Lineage: Eukaryota; Haptophyta; Isochrysidales; Noelaerhabdaceae. The coding region runs from base 19 to 225 and encodes 68 amino acids.